GCUCGGCGCUCCCGAGGCGGAAGCCAGCGGAAGGGGGCCUGGACUGCGGGCCGGGUCGGGCCCCGGUCGGGGCCAGGGCGGGGGAGGCGGCGGCGGCGGCGGCGGCGGCGAGUUCGCGCUGACUGGGCUGGUGGGAGAGCCGCCCGGCUCCUGGCGGCGGAGUUCGUGGUGGCAAAGAUUUGGGGCUUAAACAACUUCCAGGGAAGAAGGCCAGUGCAGCUGCUGUUGCAACCCAAGAUUUUGAUUCACAUCCAUAGAUUGAAAUAUUGGUGGGCCAGCCAUCCUCAGACACCUCACUGAGGACAGAUGAGGAAACUGAGGCUUGGUGAAGUUACGAAACUUGUCCAAAGUCACACAGCUUGUAAAGGGCACAGUCAAGAUUCAGAGCCAGCUUGUAAAAAUUAAAAUGAAUAAACUACGGCAAAGUUUUAGGAGAAAGAAAGAUGUUUAUGUUCCAGAGGCCAGUCGUCCGCAUCAGUGGCAGACAGAUGAAGAAGGAGUUCGUACUGGAAAAUGUAGCUUCCCAGUUAAGUACCUUGGGCAUGUAGAAGUUGAUGAAUCAAGAGGAAUGCACAUCUGUGAAGAUGCUGUAAAAAGAUUGAAAGCUGAAAGGAAGUUCUUCAAAGGCUUCUUUGGAAAAACUGGAAAGAAAGCAGUUAAGGCAGUCCUGUGGGUAUCGGCAGAUGGACUCAGAGUUGUGGAUGAAAAAACUAAGGACCUCAUAGUUGACCAGACAAUAGAAAAAGUUUCUUUCUGUGCCCCAGAUAGGAACUUUGAUAGGGCCUUCUCUUACAUAUGUCGUGAUGGCACAACUCGGCGCUGGAUCUGUCACUGCUUCAUGGCUGUCAAGGACACGGGUGAAAGGCUGAGCCACGCAGUGGGCUGUGCUUUUGCAGCCUGUUUAGAACGUAAGCAGAAGCGGGAGAAGGAAUGUGGAGUGACUGCUACUUUCGAUGCCAGUCGGACCACUUUCACAAGAGAAGGAUCAUUCCGUGUCACAACAGCCACUGAGCAAGCAGAAAGAGAGGAGAUUAUGAAACAAAUCCAAGAUGCUAAGAAAGCUGAAACAGAUAAGACAGUUGUUGGUUCAUCAGUGGCCCCUGGCAACACUGCCCCAUCCCCAUCCUCUCCCACCUCUCCCACUUCGGAUGCUACUGCCUCUCUGGAGAUGAACAAUCCUCACGCCAUCCCACGCCGGCACGCACCAAUUGAACAACUUGCUCGCCAAGGCUCUUUCCGAGGAUUUCCUGCUCUUAGCCAGAAGAUGUCACCCUUUAAACGCCAGCUAUCCCUGCGCAUCAAUGAGUUGCCUUCCACUAUGCAGAGGAAGACUGAUUUCCCCAUAAAAAAUGCAGUGCCAGAGGUGGAAGGGGAGGUGGAGAGCAUCAGCUCCCUGUGCUCACAGAUCACCAGUGCCUUCAGCACAGCCUCCGAGGACCCCUUCUCAUCCGCCCCAAUGACCAAGCCAGUGACAGUGGUGGCACCACAGUCUCCUGCCUUUCAAGCUAAUGGCACUGACUCAGCCUUCCAUGUGCUUGCUGCUAAGCCAGCCCAUACUGCUCUAGCACCCGUAGCAAUGCCUGUGCGUGAAACCAACCCUUGGGCCUAUGCCCCUGAUGCUGCUAACAAGGGAAUUGCAGCCACACAUUCGGGGACCGAGUGGGGUCAGUCUUCUGGUGCUGUCUCUCCAGGUCUCUUCCAGGCUGGUCACAGACGCACUCCCUCUGAGGCCGACCGCUGGUUGGAAGAGGUGUCCAAGUGCGUCCGGGCUCAGCAGCCCCAGGCCUCAGCUGCCCCUCUGCAGCCAGUUCUCCAACCUCCUCCACCCAGUGCCAUCUCCCAGCCAGCGCCACCUUUCCAAGGAAAUGCAUUCCUCACCUCUCAGCCUGUGCCAGUGGGUGUGGUCCCACCCCUGCAGCCAGCCUUUGUCCCUGCCCAGUCCUAUCCUGUGGCUAACGGGAUGACCUAUCCAGCCCCUAAUGUGCCUGUGGUGGGCAUCACUCCCUCCCAGAUGGUUGCCAACGUGUUUGGCACUGCAGGCCACCCUCAGGCUACCCAACCCCAUCAGUCUCCCAACCUGGUCAAGCAGCAGACAUUCCCUCAGUACGAGACAAGCAGUGCUACUGCCAGCCCCUUCUUUAAGCCUCCUGCUCAGCACCUCAACGGUUCUGCAGCUUUCAAUGGUGUAGACGAUGGCAGGUUGGCCUCAGGAGACAAGCACACAGAGGUUCCUGCAGGCACCUGCCCAGUGGAUCCUUUCGAAGCCCAGUGGGCCGCAUUAGAAAGCAAGUCCAAGCAGCGUACUAACCCCUCCCCCACCAACCCUUUCUCCAGUGACUUACAGAAGACUUUUGAAAUUGAACUUUAAGCAGUACUUAUGGUUUACGUAUUUUGUCUGUACUUAGGCAAGGGCGGAGGGUGGAGGUCAAAGGAGCAAAGGGGACUUUGUGUUCCCAACCAGUACGCUUUUCACUAAUCCCAAAGGUCCCCAGGAGCAUGUCCAGGCAUAGAGUGCUGAAGGGGUGAUUGACUGAAAAAAGUGGAGAAAACCAUUCCUAGAGAAGAGCUGUCUUGCAGUUAGACUAAAGAAGUUAAGGAAAUGUUACCCUCUGCCCCCCUCUUCCUCCCUCAGCCCCUCACAAAUCUCUGGCAACAGAGAGGCAGAAGUAUCUGAACAGGAACCUGUAUUCAAAGCACAUUUACUGGAAUAUAAAACACAACGGGAAGCAAAACGAUCUCCCUUUGUUUUUCAGGCCAUUCACCUGCCUCCUCUCUCAGUACUGGCCUGUCUUAAAGAUCAAAAACAGGGUGGCCUGUGCUUGGGCUGGGGACAAGAGGCAGGCUGUGCUGCCAGAAUUCCCAGGAGGGCACAUCAGGAGCCGCCCAGCAGAGCUAUAUUUUAGGGGUAAAGUUGAGCUUCCAUUUUGAGUAAGAAUAAAUAUUAUAAAUAUAUAUCAAAAAGCCAAAAUCUUUAUUUUUAUGCAUUUAGAAUAUUUUAAAUAGUUCUCACUAUUAAAAAGUUGUAUGAGUUGUAAGUAAUCUUGCCAAAGGUAAAGGGUUAGCUGUAAGAAAUUGUACAUAAGAUUGAUUUAUCAUUAUGCCUAUUGAAGUAAAAAGAGGAAGGGUUGGAAGUCGCAGACGGGAUCCCUAGCUUACUUGGUAUCAUUUACUGUAAGUAGCACAUUGCAACAACAAUCAUGCUUAUGACCAAUAUAGUCAACUAGGUUGUAGUUUUAAAUAAAGAGCGAGCAGUAUUGUCCUGGUUUUAAACCUAUAAAGAAAUUCUAAUGUCAUUAUUUUAAUGGAAUCAAUCUAAAUAGAGAAUAUGUAUUUUCGUCUAUAUAUUGCUGCAGUUUCCUUAUGUUAAUCCUUUACUUUGUUUUAACACUAAGGUGACAAUGACAUAAUCAUAUCCAUAGACAGGAACACAGGUUACGGUGUUGGUUUGUCGUGUAGGUCUUGGUGGGUUUUGCUUUGUCCUUUAAGUAAGUUUUGUUCCCACGAGUUUUGUGGGGAGGGAGGUUCUAGUUUUAUUAGCACUGCGUGUGCGUGUGCGUGUGGGUGUGUGUGUGUGUCCAUCCCUCUCCCUCGCGGUGAGCAGAACAUCCCAUUUGCCAGUUGCAGCCACUUGACCUCUGGUAACAACAUGAGAUCCCAUCUCAUUUUUACUUUUGAACGUUGGCCUUACAAUCAAAUGUAAGUUAUAUAUAUUUGUACUGAUGAUGAGAAUUUAUAAUCUGCUUUAACAGAAAUAAAUGUUCGUGGUAGAA
Eubalaena glacialis (North Atlantic right whale) is the source of this 3770-nucleotide messenger RNA. It is a transcript of the gene NUMB, whose product is annotated as NUMB endocytic adaptor protein. Lineage: Eukaryota; Metazoa; Chordata; Mammalia; Artiodactyla; Balaenidae. Bases 407 to 2368 code for a protein of 653 amino acids. The transcript is spliced from 13 exons. The record is from RefSeq and is a predicted model, not a curated record. Gene Ontology annotation, molecular function: cadherin binding.